Purpureocillium takamizusanense is the source of this 1899-nucleotide messenger RNA. It is a transcript of the gene zrg17, whose product is annotated as cation diffusion zinc membrane transporter Zrg17. Gene Ontology annotation, molecular function: zinc ion transmembrane transporter activity. NCBI's taxonomy places the organism in Eukaryota, Fungi, Ascomycota, Sordariomycetes, Hypocreales, Ophiocordycipitaceae. Gene Ontology annotation, cellular component: Golgi apparatus; membrane. The transcript is spliced from 2 exons. The record is from RefSeq and is a predicted model, not a curated record. Gene Ontology annotation, biological process: zinc ion transport; intracellular zinc ion homeostasis; transmembrane transport. The coding region runs from base 355 to 1695 and encodes 446 amino acids.
CUCGUCUUCACGAAGCUCCUUCGCGCUGCCUGCCAGCUCCAUCCUGCGCCCUGCUGAUCUGUCUGUCCAAUCGCUUCGGCCCGACGACACUCCGUGACCUGGGCUUGUUGCCUCCAGCACCUUGAACUCAAGUUGCUGGGCCCUGACCAUCACGCUAACGCCGCCAACUGCUGGCAGCCCACGGUGCCUCGCAAAGCUUCGCAUCUUACCGCAUCAAUCGGCGUCGACAAGGCAGCGGAGGGGCAAGAUAACGGCCGCGCGGGCGCGAUCGUAACUCUGUCUCCAGCAUUGCAAGUGCCCGUUCGCCAAUCAUACGCAUCGAGUGCAAUCGCAAUCUCCCGUCAACGGUGGCUUAUGGAUUCGCCCAAGCAUCACGCAUCUCAACCCCCUCCUACCUUUGUCAUCGACGGCACCGACGACUUUUCAUCGUCGACUGGCGACCCAUCCCUCCCCGCAUCCGGGCCAGGCUUUCUCUCCCCAUCCGUCGCCAUGCCUGGCGAGGCAGACACCUUGGAUUCGUCUCAGGGGCCACCCGCCCCGAACCCCUUCAAUUUCCAGACACAAGUCAUUUCAACCUCUCCUGUCAAGUCGAACAUCGGGCAGCGCCGUGGCCACAGAUACAAGCAUAGUAGCAUCUCGGCGCAGCACCAAAUCUUCCAGGAGCCACCUCCGAGACCACCCCCAGUACUCCCCGCGUCACUUCCCAUACCAACAAUCGCUGAAGCAUGGAAGAGCACGCAGAGAGACCAGCGGACGCGGCUCUACUGGAGCUUGUGUCACCUCGCAGUCGCUGUCUUCGUGUUUUUCAAGUCUGAGGGCUCGCUCGCUGCCAUGGCUUUGUCUCACUUGGUUUUCUUUGACGCUGGCAGCGCCGCUGUUUGCGCCGCGGUUGAGGUGCUUGGGAAUUUCGAGGUCUGGCGACGAAGCAGUAUCAGACAUCCCUUUGGCCUCGAAAGGGCCGAGGUCCUUGCCGGCUUUGCCCUGUCCAUCUUUCUCCUUUUCGGCGGCUUUGACCUCGUCUCUCACAACCUCAAGCACUUUCUUGAGUCUCUAGGAAGCCACGAGGCACACCACGAGCAUGCGCACGAGCAUGUCUCUGCCGGUAGUGUUGACCUAGUUGCGGGAGUCGCCAUCGUCAGCACCCUCAUCUCGGCCUAUGGUUUGAAGAAUCACGCACGGAUCGCAAAGGUCAUGAGGGUCUCAUACCUUGCGGCCAUGCCGAGCGUGCUCUCCAACCCGUUCCAUUUUCUCACCCUCUUCUUCUCGGCGUUGAUAGCCUUACUUCCACUGUUCUCCAUCUCACUAUACACGUGGCUGGACAGGCUGAUUUGCGCAAUCAUUGCCCUGGCCAUGUUCGGCCUUGGGAUGAGAGUCGCAAUAGCCCAGGGCUUAAUGCUUCUCAUGUCCUAUGGCGGCAGCAACGGAAGCUCUGGGGUCUCGGCUGUCUUGCGUGAGAUCGAGUCCGAGACCGCUAUUUCCCGGGUUGAGGACGCACAGUUCUGGCAGGUCCAUUAUGGCCUUUGCAUGGCCAACUUGCGGCUUAGCAUUGCGAAGGGGUACGACGAAACGUCUCUGACUAAAUUACGGAGCCGCAUCUCGGCCCUGAUUCAGAAUCGUCUUGGUGAGGGCUAUGGUACGGGAGGCUUUAUUCGGUGGGAGGUGACUUUGCAGAUGCGUACAGACGCUGCUACAUAGGAUGACUAUCCCCUGUCUAGAUGCGGACCGGUUGGCAUGACGGUCUGGAAAAGGCCUGUGGCCUGAGUAGUUCAUAUCACAUGUGUAUUGAACAGCGGUCCGAGAACACAGACGAAGCUACUCUGUUAAUUCGCGUGUACAUGGCUGAUGGUCUUGAGUAUACUUCUUUUUUGAGUAGGGUAUCCUUUUGAAAUCAUUGUAGCC